AUGGCUGUGUUUUGGGUGGUGUGGAUGGAGAGGAAUAAGAGAAUUUUUUAUGAUGAUAAGGGUGACAAGAUCGACCCGCUUUGGGACUGGCUUCGUAUUCCAAGAACCAAUUCAAUCGGGAAAGUUUCUGACUCCAGUGCAAUUGUCACUGACAAUUUUCCAAACUCAGAAGAUGCGAUUCGUAGAGGAGAAUAUGCAGUCAUAAGAAGCUUGAUUCGAGUAUUAGAGGGUGGUGUUGAAGGCAAAAGACAAGUGGAUAAAGUUAUUGACAAGUGCGCCUCUAUGCAGAAUUUUGAUCUCAGUAAAAAUGUUUCUAUUGAAUCCAAGUACAGAACUUACGUGAAGCAAUUGCCACUUAUCGCAAUAGUAUUCUGCGCCAACCAAUGA
Molecule: messenger RNA, 387 nt
Organism: Prunus armeniaca (apricot)
Lineage: Eukaryota; Viridiplantae; Streptophyta; Magnoliopsida; Rosales; Rosaceae
Source: the annotation of a GenBank genome assembly